Molecule: messenger RNA, 1689 nt
Organism: Cicer arietinum (chickpea)
Lineage: Eukaryota; Viridiplantae; Streptophyta; Magnoliopsida; Fabales; Fabaceae
Product: dimethylnonatriene synthase
Biological process (GO): terpene biosynthetic process
Molecular function (GO): oxidoreductase activity, acting on paired donors, with incorporation or reduction of molecular oxygen; heme binding; monooxygenase activity
Source: RefSeq, a predicted model, not a curated record
AUGGAUACUCCUUCUUAUUUUCAAAUUAUUGAAGCCAUAUAUUAGUCUUGUUUAUUGUGCAUUUUGUGUUUAGAUCCAUUAGAUCACCAAAUACACCUAAAGAAACUAAAUUCAUCACCAAUCACAACAAAAUACCCGAACCAUGUGGUUCUUUACCUUUCAUAGGUCACCUUCAUCUUCUAAGCACACAAGUACCAUAUUUUAGGACAUUUUCAACCAUGGCUGAAAAAUAUGGUUCAAUAUUCUCCCUUAGGCUAGGUUGCCACAAAACCCUAGUUGUGAGUAGUAGGGAAAUUGCCAGAGAAUGUCUCACAACAAAUGACAAAGUAUUUGCAUCAAGGCCUAACAUAUCUGCGGGAAGAUAUUUGGGUUACAACAAUGCAAUUUUAGCUUUAGCCCCUUAUGGAAAUUAUUGGCGUGACAUGAGAAAAAUUUCAACUCUUGAGCUUUUAUCAAGUCAUAGGCUUGAAAAGCUAAUGCAUGUUAGAGAUUCGGAGAUAUUUUCUCUUGUUAAAGAUUUGUACACAUUUUUAAAAAAUAAUAAUUCAAAUGGUUUAAUUGAAGUGCCUAUUAGUAAAUUUUUAGAUCAUAUGACAUUUAAUAUAAUUGUGAGGAUGAUAGCUGGAAAAAGAUUUAGAGGUGAAACAAUAUACCAAGAAGAUAGUGAGGCAUGGAGAUUAAGAAACGCAAUCAAAGAUACCACAUAUCUAAGUGGUGUUUUUGUGGUGGGUGAUGCUAUUCCUUUCCUUAGUUGGUUUGAUUUUCAAGGCCACGUAGGUUUCAUGAAGAGAACUUUUAAGGAAAUGGACUUUAUUCUUGAUAAGUGGAUGCGUGAACAUUAUACAAAGAUAAAUGAGGGGCAACAUGGUAAAUAUGAAAAUGAUUUCAUGGAUGUGUUGAUAUCAAUGUUUGAUGGGUACGAUGAAAUUUGUGGCCACAAACGGGAGAUAGUUAUCAAAGCAACAACCAUGAUCCUUAUCCUUACAGCCUCAGGAAGCACAGCAAUAACAUUGACAUGGGCUCUUAGCCUACUUCUAAACAAUCCAAGGGUCUUAAAACAAGCCCAACAAGAGCUGGACAACAACAUAGGAAAACACAAAUGGGUUCAAGAAUCCAACAUUAAAAAUCUCAAAUAUCUUCAAGCCAUCAUCAAAGAGACCCUUAGGCUAUACCCACCAGCACCCUUAACAGGAUUAAGGGAAUCAAUCGAUGAUUGCCACGUGGCAGGUUAUCAUGUCCCAAAAGGCACACGUUUGCUUAUUAAUAUAUGGAAGUUACAAAGGGACCCACAUAUUUGGCCCAAUCCUAAUGAGUUUCAACCGGAGAGGUUCCUUACAAGUAAUGGUCAAAUUGAUUCACAACAUUAUGAUUUUGGAUUUGUGCCAUUUAGUUAUGGAAGAAGGUCAUGUGUUGGGUCAACAUUUGGGUUGCAAGUGUUGCAUUUGACACUAGCUAGGUUGAUUCAAGGCUUUGAUAUAUACACAAAGGAUGGUGGUGUUGUUGAUAUGAGUGAAGGUGUUGGAUUGGCAUUGCCUAAGGAAAAUCCACUUUCUCUUAUGCUCCAACCACGUCUUCCAUUGGACCUUUAUGAAAGCCUUUGAAAUUUUAAUUAUGUGUCUAAGAAAUUAUAAAAUAUUUUGUUUUAAUAAUGUACUCUAUGAUGUAUAUUUGUUCAAUAUUUUGUUCAAA